Messenger RNA from Maylandia zebra (zebra mbuna), 985 nucleotides. RefSeq lists its product as uncharacterized. NCBI's taxonomy places the organism in Eukaryota, Metazoa, Chordata, Actinopteri, Cichliformes, Cichlidae. The record is from RefSeq and is a predicted model, not a curated record.
GUGUGUUGGAUCAAUAACUGAGAUUCAUGGUAUCACACAGCUGUGCUGCUGCUGAUGUCAGCACAUCUGGAACAAUACAAGGUAUCUGCUACCAGACUGAGCAGGACGUGAGACCUGUGGACUGUUUAAAGCUGUCCCUCCACAGCUCACUCAGACCUGAUCCACACCUCAGUGAUAUUCUCUGACUUCCUCACACUCAAAAAAAUCAACUAGGGCAUGUGUUUGAUUAACAAAGUAGUAAUAUGUUUACAUCACAUGAAGAAAUCAUUUUUAUGCUCAUUAAAUGAUUCAUUCUUUUUUGUUGAAUAUAAAUCAAAGAAAACUUUGAUGAGUUAAAUUCGUUCAUGGCAAUCCAAUGAGAAUGAGGUCCAUCAAACCAACGGCUCUGAUAGCGUCAUGUAUUGCGCAUGCUCCACGCCCACCGGAUGCGGAAAGGUCCGUUGAGAAGUUAACGAGCGCACGUGGAGUUACUUCUUUGGCAUACCUGAUAGUGAGAAAUACAUCACAAAAUAAAGCCACAUUCCCAUGCUCUGAGAUUCUUAUGCACCUCCUCAACAAUACAUGUGACGUGUAUGUGGCAGUGCAAGCAUUGUGUUACCAGAGAGAGCAGCAGGAUGACACAAUACAUGCAAGACGAGCAUGCAUCCUGAAGUCCUUGUGUGUCUACCUGAAUGAAGACCAUGAGAAACUUGUGAAGGAAUAUACGAACACUGAGGCCAACACUGAAGCCAUGGAACAAACUGUGAUGGGAGUGUAUGUCAUACAUCAGGAGGGUGCGGAGCCUGGAGAUGACCCAGGGAACAUCGGUGUCCUGAUUGAAGGCGUGGAGGUUCUCACUGGUUUGAGGAGCAUUGCAAUUGCUUGUGCUCUGUUAUUUGGACUGAUAUACUGUCUGAACCUAAGCUACCCACCGGAGCUCAAAUGCACUUUUGAAGUCUUGCAAAAGAUUAUCAUGAAGCUGGAUGGACAGAGGUUGUCAUCCAAG